This is a messenger RNA of Phoenix dactylifera (date palm), 1023 nucleotides long. RefSeq lists its product as uncharacterized. NCBI's taxonomy places the organism in Eukaryota, Viridiplantae, Streptophyta, Magnoliopsida, Arecales, Arecaceae. The record is from RefSeq and is a predicted model, not a curated record.
UCUGCUAUAAAUUCCCUCUAUCUUCCUCUCUGGUUCCGCAACUUCUCCUUCUCUUCCUUCCUUGGAUCGAUCUCUAGGGUUUUAGAGCUAUCUGUAGGUCUCCAAUGGAGACCGACCUGAGGGCUUUGGCGCGGAUUCUUAGUGGGUACAAGGAGGAGGGAGGAGAAGGGAAGGGGGAGAGGGAGAGGGAGAGGAAUCUCGUCACCCUCAACCUCCUCGGCAGCGGUCCGAUCAAAGUCGGAUCCAGGGGUUUGGAUCUCGACUUCCGGGUUUCUUCGCCUGGUUUGGAGAACCGCCGCGAUCUACUGUCCGAUCUGAUGCAUCCUCAGAAGCCCAGCCCCCCUCCGGCGCGCCGCGAGCUCCAGGACCUCAACCUCCCACCGGCCCCCGACGCCGCCGGCGACGGCGGCGACGCCCCUCCGCUGGAAGACUCCGCCUCCCUGAACCUGAACCUUGUGGCUCCCCCCGCUUCGGAGCACCCCAGCACCUGCACCCUCGAGAACGUGAAGUCCGCCCUUGAGCAGGCGGAGCGCGAAUCUCGAGACAAGGCUCGUCGAGAGGGAAGACUGGAUGGCUCUCCUUCGUCCUCGUCGUCGUCGGCGGCCACGAACUCAUCGGUGAAGCGGCGCGGGGGCGAGGAAGGAGGAGGAGGAGGAGGAGGAGGGGAGGUGGGAGUGGACGGCUCUGACUCGUCCGGUGGGUCCCUGAUGGCCACGGGGUGCCCCAACUGCCUCCUGUACGUGCUGGUGGCCAAGCGGGACCCGCGCUGCCCACGGUGUGGCUCGCACGUGCCGGCCCCCUUCUUCGGCAAGAAGCCUAGGGUCCAUUUUUAGUUCAAUCGAUGGUCAACUUCAGAUCCCAGAACUACAUAAAAUUGUCACCCAGAUAUAGAUAAAAAAAACGUAGACAUGAGAUAAUAGUUUUUUUCACUUUUUUCCUUUUUUGUAAAUAAGAGAAGGAGCUGUCUCUCAGUUUAGAUGACUAUUUUUGUUUUGUUAUUUUUGAUUUUUAUUUUAUUUGUGC